CGCCACACCGUCGGGACAUGAAUCGGAACUUCACGUCAAAGGGGUCUCGGACUUCUCGACUUUGGCUGCUCCUGGCUUCGCUGGCCGUAACGCUUUGAGAACUUUCAUCGUAGCAAACAUGAUCAGAAGUUUGCAGUCACCUCGAUCACUGUGUUGGAGUCAGCGAUUGAAGCGGUCACCGGUGCAACUUGUUUGGUUGUGCAAGGGACCUAGUCAAGCAAACCGGCUUCUACAACGAUCCAUAAAUCAACCAGCACAACUCGAUACUAUCGGAUCUGGCCAGGAGAAAGCAACGAAAUGCUGCGGAGGACACAAGGCUUCUGCCCCAUCGGACCCGCCUCUUCGACGGCCGGAAAGCCCUCAAAGCCUAAGUUUCUGGACGUCGAACUCCACUUGGCACCGCGCCUCCUCCAACACUCUCCGCUGCCUUCUCGGCUGCACCCUCGGCGAUUUCUCAUCCAUGUUCUACCUCCAAACCCACUACGCGCACCUUGCCCCGCACAUCAUCAUGUCCCUCUCGAUGGCCGCCGGCAUCGCAUCCUCGGUCCUCCUCGAGACCGCCGUCCUCCGCUCCUGGGAAGGCAUGACCACGCAACGAGCGUUCCGGACGGCGGUAGGGAUGUCGAUGAUUUCGAUGGUUGUGAUGGAGAGUGUGGAGAACGGCGUGGAUUGGUGGUUGACGGGAGGUGUGGUGGAGUUGGGCAGUGCGGUGUUUUGGGGGAAGGCGGCGUUUGCGAUGGCGUGUGGGUUUGGAGCGGCGCUGCCGUAUAACUAUUGGAGGUUGAGGGCUUUUGGGAAAGCUUGCCAUUGAUGUGAGAGAGCCUUUCUGUAUAUAUAGACUGUACAGCAUGUUCUGUGAUGUAUACACCUGUACAGAGUUUAUACAGCGCAUUCCACCUUCCAGGUCUCGAAAUCGCCAUAAGCGAAAGGCCGUCCCCCGACGUAUACGUAUUCACCAAAAAUCUAUCCAAAAUGUCGACAUGUCGUACGUCAAGCUGAGCAAACCAUCCUUGCUGAGGAGCGUGUAUGUCUCCCAACGUA
Messenger RNA from Fimicolochytrium jonesii, 1041 nucleotides. RefSeq lists its product as uncharacterized. The record is from RefSeq and is a predicted model, not a curated record. The transcript has a single exon. Bases 119 to 811 code for a protein of 230 amino acids. NCBI's taxonomy places the organism in Eukaryota, Fungi, Chytridiomycota, Chytridiomycetes, Spizellomycetales, Powellomycetaceae.